Cloeon dipterum is the source of this 1077-nucleotide messenger RNA. RefSeq names its product delta(3,5)-Delta(2,4)-dienoyl-CoA isomerase, mitochondrial. The record is from RefSeq and is a predicted model, not a curated record. Gene Ontology annotation, molecular function: delta(3,5)-delta(2,4)-dienoyl-CoA isomerase activity. The transcript is spliced from 6 exons. Gene Ontology annotation, cellular component: mitochondrion. The coding region runs from base 89 to 1000 and encodes 303 amino acids. NCBI's taxonomy places the organism in Eukaryota, Metazoa, Arthropoda, Insecta, Ephemeroptera, Baetidae.
UCAAAGCUAACGUUUGACUAUUUCGACCACAACGCUUCUUAUUGAUUAUCAUUUGAUAAGUGAUCGGCUAAAUAAGCAGGUAGACAAUAUGUUUUCAUCUGUAGCCCUCAGGCAAUUAAAAAAAUCGCCAAUCUCAAUACUAAAGCAAACCAAGAAUUUUGCUUCAACAAUGGAGGGAUUUGAAACACUUAGCGUUACAGUACCAAAACCUUUUGUGUACCAAGUUGAGCUCAACAGACCAAAGAGACUGAACACGAUGAACCGUGCGAUGUGGUUUGAAAUUGGAAAAUGUUUUGACAACUUAGCAACAAGAGAUGACUGCCGGAGCAUUGUUUUGACAGGAUCGGGAAAAUUAUUUUCAGCUGGAAUUGAUCUACAAGAUAUGAUCGAACUGGGUGGACAGCUAGCAGAGCAAGAAGACAUUGCGCGGAAAUGCAAAAUCCUUGAGCAAAUGAUUAAAAACUACCAAGACUAUAUUUCCGCUCUAGAGCGGUGUCCAAAGCCAGUGAUCGCAGCCGUCCACAAUGCCUGCAUUGGCGGCGCCGUGGACCUGAUCGUCGCUGCUGACAUUCGAAUGUGUUCUUCAGAUGCAUGGUUCCAAGUGAAAGAAGCUGAAAUUGGGAUGGCUGCUGACGUUGGCACUCUCCAGAGGCUACCCAGGGUCAUUGGAAACCAGAGCCUUGUCAAUGAACUUUGCCUAACAUCCAGGAAGAUGGAACCGAUAGAAGCGAAAGACUGUGGUUUGGUUAGCAAAGUUUUUGACACAAGAGACAGUUUGGUAGCUGGUGCUCUUGAAUUGGCUGAGCAAAUUGCGAGCAAAAGUCCAGUGGCGGUGCAAUUGACGAAACGAACGCUGGUGCAUGCAAGGAACAACAACACCCAGGAUGGACUUGACUUUAUCCGAUACUGGAACAUGACCAUGCUGCAAAGCGAAGAUUUCAUCAAUGCAGCAAUGGCACAAGCUACCAAGAGCCCGCCUCCAACUUUUGCAAAGCUGUGAAUAUCUUUAGGCUCUUUUGGUGAUUGGUUAUUUGUUAAUUGUAUAAAAAUAAACAGUUGCAUUUGUAAGAUUUGAAA